Fulmarus glacialis (Northern fulmar) is the source of this 339-nucleotide messenger RNA. RefSeq names its product caveolin 2 (gene CAV2). Lineage: Eukaryota; Metazoa; Chordata; Aves; Procellariiformes; Procellariidae. The transcript is spliced from 2 exons. Gene Ontology annotation, molecular function: protein kinase binding; molecular adaptor activity. Gene Ontology annotation, biological process: insulin receptor signaling pathway; positive regulation of MAPK cascade; caveola assembly. The record is from RefSeq and is a predicted model, not a curated record. The annotation marks the transcript as partial. Gene Ontology annotation, cellular component: cytoplasmic vesicle; caveola; Golgi apparatus.
CUGGGGUUCGAGGAUGUGAUCGCGGAGCCCGAGCUAACCCACUCCUUCGACAAAGUCUGGAUCUGCAGCCACGCUCUCUUUGAGCUCAGCAAGUACCUGAUCUACAAGCUCCUGACUCUGGUCCUUGCCAUACCGCUGGCCCUGGUUCUGGGGAUCGUCUUCGCGGUGCUUAGCUGUCUGCACAUCUGGAUUGUGGUGCCUUUCGUGAAAACCUGUCUCAUGGUCUUGCCUUCAGUGCAAACUAUAUGGAAGAGCCUGACAGAUGUUUUCGUCGUACCGUUCUUUCAGAGCAUAGGCCGAUGCUUUGCCAUGGUUAAUAUACGGCUGGACCAAGAGUAA